AUGUUCAAGGCGGCCGGUCGUAUAACGGUAAUCAAGCUAGGUUUUUGGGUAAUAAAAUGAAAACUUGUGUACUUUUUUUGUGACGUAACUCAUCUUGUAACCUCAAGAAAUAGGUCCUUAAAAAAAUAGCAAAAAAAGAAAAAAAAUAAAAAAAUUUCCUGGCUUCGAAAUUUCGAAACUGACGGUGCAAUAUUGACCGGCCACCGGAGUACUGUUUCAAACAUGCGUGCUUAACCAGAUACAAUGACUUCCGUUUUUUUCUAUAUGCUGUAUAUAUUUUUCUAAAUUUUUAUACAUGAGUAAAAAAAAAUAUUUUUCCAUUUAGGUUAUUUUUACAAAAAUACACGGAGACCAUACGUGUUUAGAAAAUCUUCAAAAUCUUAUGGCAAAUUAUACCGAAUAACAAGCAUCCAAUCUAAUGCCGUGUUCAAAGUGAUUCCGCGAAAUUCAAAAAUAGCUGUCAGAGAAAGAGAAAGAUAACUAAAUUUUUGGAGGGUCAGAGACCAUUUUGCAUUUCGCGGAAAUUACUUUGAACACGGCAUAAACAAAAUAUGCAGUGUUCGAGAGAAAAAAAUUUGAUUUUUGAAUUCUAAAUGGGCGUGUCUAAUUCUGCAAAUGCGACGCGGAAUCGAUCGUGCCGCAAAAAGAUAAAACAGCCCCGCCCCUCGAAGAAUUUUCCAUUCGAUUCUUUUUGAACUUUUGUUCUCAACAAGAAAGAAAGAUGUUUUUGAUUGACUUAAACUUCUUGAUUAAGUUACAAUCAUGUGUUAUCUUUGGUUUUCCAAUUCGACUAACCUUAUUUCCAUGAACCAGGAGAUAACAAUCCAAUGGAUUAUAAAUAAUUGUCUUUCUCCUGGAAGGUCGUGAAUUUAAAAAAAAUUAUAGAUUACUAAAAUUGAUUUUUUUAAAGAUAGACCAAGUUGAGAAAUCAUUUUUCAAUGAAUUCUCAAUUUUUUGGCCCAUUUAUGACGCUUACGAGUCCUUACGCGUGUCUAGAAUUUUCUAGAAAUGAUUCUCAUUUUGUUUGUCUAUCCUUGUCGUUUUCAUUCAUUCCAUUUCAGCUUUUUCGUCAAAAUCUUCCGUGAGGUCUUUUGGCGUAUAUUUAAUGACUUUUUGCUCAAUAAUACCGAUAAAUUUAGUGCAGAAGUCGUUAAAUUUAUUUUAGAAGACUCUUUUCAUAACAUGUUACUGUAACUAUAGUCUGUUCAGAUUUUGAAUGUCAAGCAGCUAACUCCACCCCCAAGGCUACAAUAUCUUUCGCGUCAAUGUUUUAUAUCCAGAUGACGAUGAACCUUUAAUAAGGCUACAUUUUUGACUUCUUUUUCUACACCCAACAUAAUGCCGUGUUCAAAGUAAUUUCCGCGAAAUGCAAAAUGGUCUCUGACCCUCCAAAAUUUAGUUAUCUUUCUCUUUCUCUGACGGCUAUUUUGAAUUUCGCGGAAUCACUUUGAACACGGCAUAAUUGCCGAUAUCGCAGCGGGCCGCAGGCGAUAUAGCCUAUUCUCGCUGCGAUCUCGUCAGCAUGUUGCUGCGGUCGCGACCUCAUCAAAGUCUCGCUGCCAUAUCGCGCCCUCACAAAAAAAUUUGAAAUUUGAAUUUUUUUGCUUUAUUUUUUUGACUUUUAUGAUGAAAUCAAUCAAAUUCAAGAAAAAAACAUUUUUUUGAAUAAAAAAAUUUUUUUCAGAGAGCGAUAUAGCGCAAGGCGUUUGCGAGGUCGCAGCGAGAGGCGAGCGGUAUUGCUCGCGGCUCCCCCGCGGUAUAGCAUUUCACUCUCGCUGCGAUAUAGUCCACAAUAAUGGGUGUAUCUUUUAGAUCAAAAAAGAUCAUAAUUAGUCCCGUGCGAUAAAACAUCGACGCGAAAAGGUACCGUCUCAACAGGGGCGGAGUUAGCUGGUUGACAUUCAGAAUCUGAACAGAUUAUAGUAAAAAAAAUUUUCAGUAAUGCCUAUUGACUAUUCUAAGUGGAAGGAGAUCGAAGUCUCCGAUGAUGAGGAUGACACCCAUCCAAAUAUCGAUACUCCUUCGUUAUUCAGGUUUGUUUCAUUACUUCACUUUUUUUCCUUACUACGUUUUUGACAGAUGGCGCCAUCAAGCCCGCCUGGAGCGUAUGGCCGAGAAGAAACUGAAGCAGGAACAACUGGAGAAAGAGAAAUCGAAUACCACUUCAAAAUUGAAAGUUCUUAAAUUUCUGUUUUCUUUUUACACCUGCUUAUACCUUCAGGAUCUGCAAGAUCGGCUUGCUGCUUCUACGAUAGGAAACGCCGAAAAAGAACAGAUACAAAAGGAGCUAGAUGAUGUAAAGGAACAAGAAGCGAAAUGGAGAGCUAAAGAGAAAGAACUCGAGGUUUUCUUUCAUUUCUUUUUACUCAAAUCGCAUUAAAAGUAAAAACGAAACUUAGUAAGUUCAGUCUGUAAAUUAGUAUUGUUCCCCUAUCACAUUUUUCGUUCCAGGACCAGGAACGUUUGGAGCCAUGGAACGUUGACACCAUCGGCCACGAAUCUUUCAGUACAACUCGUAUCAAUAAGGUUUGUUCAUUCGCGUAAAACGAAGAAUAUUUUUUAUUUCAGAUUCAAGAGCCGAAAUCCGCCGCUCGACUCUCCGAAGAGGAGGAUACUAAAAAAAUGGUGAGUUUUUUUUUUAAUUGAAAAAUGAGUGAAAAUGUGAAAAGUGACUUUACGCUGAAUAAAAUAAUCAGUAUUAACCUACUAAUUUUUCAAGGCCGAUUUUUGCGAGAAAAACGAAGGUCUUCUACAAACAUAUGGCCGGAUCCAUGGUUUGAAGGUAUCUUGCGUUUUUAUUUUCAAAAAAAAAAACAAUAAAUUUUUUAGGCCACAGAAGAUUUCUUAACAGAACACCCACAUUUAGCCUGCGAGUACGCGGCCAACUACCUCACGAUUGAAUGUCUCAACUUGGCUAUCGAUAGAAAAGUUAGUUAAAGUUCUUCUCAUGAGCCCCUCUCAAUUACUUCUGAAACUCUUGCGCCUGAGAAAUGGCCUGCAACAUGCUUUUUCCUGUAUUUUUCUUCAUAAAAUCCUUUGAUGCACCUGCCGCCUUUUUUUUCAAAUAACAAUUUUUUUCUUAUUGGUUGCGUGAAUAAUUUACUUUUCCUGAUUUUGUUGAUGUUCAGGAAGACGAAAUGUGCGUGAUGGCCGAACAAUGCGUUAUCAUGCAGUACUUACUGGAGCUGGCCAAAUCUCUGAAGUCAGUUGCGAGCAACGUGAAUCUCCAGAGGAACUUCUUCAAAAAAUUCGGAGCCGCCGACCCGACCUACGUGAAGAGUUUCCAUGAAGAGGUCGAGGCUUUCCAGGAUCGCUUGCGGAAACGCGCGACUGAGAAACGCGAAGCCGCGACUGCUGAGUACGAAGCAGAAGAGAAGGUUUUGUGUGGCUUGUUCAUAUUUUCAUUCGCACCUACAGGCUCGCCGAAUCGCUGCUUCUCCGGGUGGUCUUGACCCUCAGGAAGUGUUCGACACUCUGCCUGAAGAGAUGCAGAAGUGCUUCGAGUCGCAGGACGUCGGUAAACUGAAGAGCCUCGCCCAGAAGAUGGACGAAGAGGUAAUGCGACCUUUCAUAUCAGUUGCAGCUCUCAUUUUUCAGGUGUUCAUGUACCACUUCCGCCGCUGUAUCGACUCCGGUCUCUGGGUGCCAGAACGGUCUUCGGACGACGAGGGCAGCGUCACCACUCAAAAUGACACCGAAGGCGAUGACGGUGAUGCCGACGGCGAGGCUGAAACCACAGAAACGGUUAAUUCAACUUGUUACUCAUAAUCGGACAAUUUUUUUAGGAAAGCGUCAAGACUUGUGAAACAGACUAA
Caenorhabditis auriculariae is the source of this 3815-nucleotide messenger RNA. The record is from the annotation of a GenBank genome assembly. Lineage: Eukaryota; Metazoa; Nematoda; Chromadorea; Rhabditida; Rhabditidae.